Molecule: messenger RNA, 2267 nt
Organism: Rubroshorea leprosula
Lineage: Eukaryota; Viridiplantae; Streptophyta; Magnoliopsida; Malvales; Dipterocarpaceae
Source: the annotation of a GenBank genome assembly
CUUCAGAUAUUGCCUCACCGUGAUUUGACCGCGAAACCGUGAACAGGUGAACCUCUUCUUCCUCCGUAUCGUCUUCCCGAAUCCUUCGUAUCCUUCCUGUUCUAGAUCCCUUUUCCGAUGACCACUCUCUCCGCCUUCCCUAACCCUAAUCCCAAUUUCCUCGACCAAACCUCCCAAUCUCAACCUCAAACCCUAGAUUCCCUCCCUCCGAUGCCUCACGAACCUCAGGAUUCCGAACUUGGUCAUAAUUCUAACCCUAAUUAUCAUACCCAUAUCUCCCAUACCUCUUUUCCGAUCGAGUCUGCUUCCCCUCCAGCUGCCACCCUGCCUUCUCUUCUUCAUUUGUCUUUUAAUCAGGACCAUGGAUGCUUUGCCACCGGUACCGACCAGGGGUUUCGGAUUUUCAAUUGCGAUCCGUUUCGUGAGAUUUUUCGCCGCGAUUUCGGUCGCGGUGGUGGCAUCGCGGUUGUUGAGAUGCUAUUUCGUUGCAAUAUUUUGGCUUUGGUGGGUGGGGGACCGGAACCGCAGUACCCGCUUAAUAAGGUCAUGAUCUGGGAUGACCAUCAGAGCCGGUGUAUAGGUGAGCUGUCGUUUAGGUCAGAAGUGAGAUCGGUGCGGCUGCGGAGGGAUAGGAUUGUUGUUGUUUUGGAACAGAAGAUAUUUGUGUAUAAUUUUGCGGAUUUGAAGCUGUUGCAUCAGAUUGAGACAAUUGCAAAUCCUAAGGGGCUCUGUGCAGUGUCUCAUGGAGCGGGUUCGCUGGUGCUGGUGUGUCCCGGAUUGCAGAAGGGGCAGGUUAGGGUGGAGCACUAUGGCUCGAAGAGGACUAAGUUCAUUAUGGCGCAUGAUUCUAGGAUUGCUUGCUUCGCGCUCACUCAGGAUGGGCAGUUGCUAGCCACGACCAGCACAAAGGGAACACUGGUUCGAAUUUUCAAUACCGCGGAUGGGAGCUUGCUUCAGGAGGUGAGAAGAGGUGCAGAUAGAGCUGAAAUUUAUAGUUUGGCAUUCUCUUCAAAUGCUCAAUGGCUUGCAGUUUCAAGUGACAAGGGUACCGUUCAUGUUUUCGGCCUCAAAGUUAAUUCUGGGUCUCCAAGCAAUGAGAGGCCUCGAGGUGGAUCAGACUCUGUUACUUCUCCCACCUCAUCUCUCUCUUUCAUCAAAGGGGUGUUACCCAAGUACUUCAGUUCUGAAUGGUCAGUGGCUCAGUUCCGCUUGGUUGAAGGUUCUCAAUACCUUGUUGCUUUUGGUCACCAAAAGAACACGGUGGUAAUUCUUGGCAUGGAUGGAAGCUUCUACAGAUGCCAGUUUGAUCCAGUAAUUGGUGGGGAAAUGACUCAGCUGGAAUAUCACAACUUUCUGAAGCCUGAGCAAGCUUUCUAAAAGUAUAUCUGUAUUUUAUCUUCAACACUUUUCUUAAUUAAUUAUAUUUGGGAACCCUGUUUUACAGACUACACGGGACUGUAAAAUAGGAACCAUUGGAUGGGGGAGGGACUCCAAUAUCUAAGGCCUAACUCCCAUCUAAUGGUUAAUGUUGUGUAGUCUAAUAUAGUCUGGACUGCACAAAACUUUUCCCUAGUUAUUAUGUAAUCUGUAAAUAUAUACUAGUGUUUAUCUGUAAAAUCUGUAAUGUUAACUAAUUACUGGGAAAAAAAGAAAUGUUGUAUCUGUUCAUAGUUUUUGAUUUCCUUUUGACCUCUGCCAAGUAAAUCCGAAUCAGAGAAGGGUGAUAUUGCUGAAGCUCUUAAUUUAUGCAUUUUGUGAUUUAAGGGGAAGAAGGGGGAAGUUUCCUUCUUUUCUUUUCUUCUUUUUUUAUUUUUUUUAACAAGAAUUUCACGGAAUUUGCAGGUCAAGUCCAAUAGAAUACAUAUAUGCAAAACUAUAGGUUUUUGGGAGAUUGUAAACGAUCACCGAAUCCAGAUCCUGUGCCCUCAAGAUUUCGUUGAAAUCUUCUGAAUUGGAUCACUAAAAUGUUUCAGAUGUGGUUCGGUAAGGCUGAUGUUUGGAGUAUACCUCAAGUAAAAUGUGAUUUCAGAUUAAUAACUUUUAAUAUGAACCUUGACAUAGGUGAAAAGAGAUAAGAGAAGUGGAUAGUAAUUCUUUAUUUUAUAAUAUAUUUUUAAUAUAAAAAAAGAGCUGAUUUUUGGAGUUGGUUAAAAAAAAAAAGAAAAGGAAAAUCUUAGGAGGGACUUUUUCAAUUUCAAUUACAAGGGGUGUAGUAAGUCUUAUCUAAUUUUUAUCUAUUAUUAUGUAAAUAAAAUUGAACUUCUUUA